UCUAAGCGGCCGAUCUGUGGCGCCGACGGUAGCAACCAUCAGCAACAGAGACCCUUCUUGCUGCGUCUUCUGCCUCGGAGAUCGAAUGUACAUGUUGAUCGCAAAGCCUCUGCAUGCCAUCCACCACCCACCACUUCUUGGUUUCACAGUCGUUUAUUAAGCGGCGGGUUAACAGCUUGCCGCGAAAUUAAGAACUUCUCAGUUAGCCCUCGGCACUGGCAGUCUCUGCGCCCCUCCAUCGUCUGUUUUUCGGCACAGCAACCACAAGGUGGAUCUUCAGGGUUGUGGAUCCAGAACGUGCGCACUCAUCGCCGAGUGACGUUACUCCUCUGUCUGGCAUUUUCCAUCUUCCACAAGUCGCUUCUGAAAAAAAAAACACCAGUGAAAAUUAGACCUCCGCGCCGCCCGAACGCCGGUUGCCACGAAGCCCUGUAAAUUCCAAUCCACUGUAAUCGUCAUCCCCACUCUGCAGCAACAGCUGCUUUUCAUCGGCCUCCUGCCCACCCAUUGAUUGCAAAACACAACACCAACAACCACCGCCAAAGUGUUUGCCUCAGCUUUCCGACGUGCUUCUUCCUCGCGCUUCGUGUCGCUUUUCUCUGUACCCAUCGCUGCCGCCUCCGCCUCCUCCCCUAACCAACGCGUAUCCCCUGCCGCCGCGGGGCUUUCGUCCGUCUCCAGGCACUCCUUGACGCCCAGAACAGACUCGCGGAGGAUGCAUUCGAAGCUCGUCAUCAUUGGCUCUGGGCCCGCAGGCCACACCGCCGCCAUCUAUGCUGCACGAGCUGAUUUGAAUCCUGUCAUGUACGAGGGUUUCCUCGCGCUCGGGAUUGCAGCUGGAGGCCAACUCACUACCACCGAUGAGGUGGAGAACUUCCCUGGUUUCAAGAACAUCCAGGGUGGAAAGCUUAUGGAUCAAAUGCGUGAACAAUCCGAAGCCUGCGGAACCGAGAUCAUUUCACAGACAGUCGCCAAGGUCGACUUGAGCCAGCGCCCGUUCAAGUACUGGUUACACCCUAUGGGAGACGAUGAGGAGAUCGAGGAGGAAGUACAUACCGCCGACGCUCUGAUCAUCGCUACAGGCGCAAAAGCUCGCAGGCUUGACUUGCCUGGAGAGACCAAAUACUGGGGCAAUGGUGUGUCGGCAUGCGCAGUUUGCGACGGAUCUCUCCCAAUUUUCAGAGAUCAACCUCUGGUUGUGAUUGGAGGAGGUGACUCUGCUGUAGAAGAGGCUCUCUAUCUGACAAAGAAGGCGAAGAAGGUUACCGUUUUGGUGCGAAGGGACAAGCUCCGAGCCAGCCGAACUAACGCGCGCCGAUUAACCACCCACCCCAAAAUCGAAAUCAUGUACAACACAGGUGCUACCGAGAUCAAGGGCAACGACGAGAAGUCUGGCCUCAUGACACACCUCGUCAUUAGGAACAACGUCACCAAGGAGGAGCAGACACUCGAGGCUCGAGGGCUCUUCUACGCCGUUGGUCAUGACCCCGCGACUGCCCUGUUUAAGGGUCAGCUUGAUAUGGAUGAGGACGGUUACCUAAUCACUGAACCUGGCCGAGGUCUCACCAGUGUUGAGGGCGUGUUUGCUGCUGGUGAUGUCCAAGACAAGCGGUACAGACAAGCCAUUACCAGUGCCGGAUCUGGUUGCGUGGUUGCCCUCGAAGCUGAGAAGUGGCUCGCCGAGAGCGAUGAGAGCGUCGACAACGAACUCGAGACUGAGAACCAGGCCGAAAAAUCCCAGACCAACGGUGUUGUCCCUGAAUACCGCUCCAACCCGCUCUUGUAA
Periconia digitata is the source of this 1786-nucleotide messenger RNA. The record is from the annotation of a GenBank genome assembly. Lineage: Eukaryota; Fungi; Ascomycota; Dothideomycetes; Pleosporales; Periconiaceae.